ACACUGAAUCAUAUUGGGAAAUAUUUAGAAGCAGAUUGUUUGAUGUCCAAAUACAAUCAUUUAUUUAAUCAAGUUGUGAAAUAUCCAUUUUGCAGAGCAUCUGGUUCCGUGAUUUACUGCACCAACUUGCGCAGAUUUUUUUUCUACGGAGCGUCAAGGAUUUAGAUUUCGGAGCGCGAAAGUUAGUGACGAGGAUAUUUAUAGCAGUCAAUGACAGGAUAAAACUAUAUAGCUAUUUUUCUGUAUAUUUCAUGAAGAACAUAGAGGAUAUUUUUUAAUCGAAAAUAUAUUGCUGGAAUUCGCCUGCAAAAGCAUAAUGACAGACUUUUGUUUUUUAUCUGGCAUAUUAAUUCUAUUUAUUGCCACGGUUUUUAGUAUUCUAGCUCUCGUUCUAGACUUCUGGGAGGUUGGAAAUAUCGAUUCAGUGGAGAUAGGUCCGAUACGCUUGAAUUAUGUUCAUAUGCAAGCUGGAUUGUGGCACGAGUAUCACACUUUGCACGAUUUCGCCGGAACGGAAAUUUCUACCAGAGUGGGCAGUACAACUAAAUUAUGGAGAGAAAUAAAUUUUGACACCGAGAUAGGGAUGAUGUUGUUUACAAUGCGUCUCCUGCUAUUUAUAGCAGUAUUUUCAUUGGUUGCGGCCACUGUUUGUAGUAUCCUAAGACUGAAAGUCUAUCAGGAAAUGAAAAGUCUUAUGAAUACGGCUUGGUCUCUUUCGUUCGAAGCAGGUGUCCUGUUACUGGUCUGCUUUGUGGUAUAUCUGACGGGUAUAAAACAGAAUACGACUGACCUACAUGCCGCAUUCUACCUGGACAUUCUGGCCUGGCUCCUGGCAUGGUUUGCUGCUAUUCUCCUCUUCAUGUCAUCUCGAACAUUUGUUGCCAUAGUUACCGAAGACAUGGAUCCACCCGCAGAAUUACUUUAGAACCUAUGAUGUUUUUAACCGCGCUAUCCUUUCAGGGACAAAUUGACGCUGUAUAAAAAUCUAAAAUCAGUGUUUAAAGAGGUUAUCAAAUUGAUGGCAACCAAAUGGGAUCGGUCUGAAUGUAAUUAAAACAAACAAAAAAUCCAAAGUUUUUAUUACACGUGAAUGUUUUCUGCUUGGAGGGCCAAUGAGUAAUUAAAUCCAAAAGAAGUUCCACUGGAAGCAUAGAACGUAAGAAAGCAACGGUUCAUGAGUGUUUUUGAAAUGUGCGUCAUCUCUCAUUUGUUUCCAAAAACACAUCGGUUGAUUGACUAAUGAAAAAAAUGUCCUCUAACUUGGAUUCUUGAAUUGUGCAAAUGACCAAAAUGAUAUUUUUCUACAUCACACGUCGAUUUGCUGAACACAUUAAGUAAUUAAGGAUAGAAAAUUUUCCGGAGAAACAUGUUGUUUCAAAUAGUAUGUUUGAUUGCGAUAGACGGUGUUCGCUUUUGAACUCACACGAAAGAUAAAGUGAUAUUCUGUUAAAUAAAGACGAUCUAACCCGUCGCUCUGACUUGGAUAAACAAAGCAAAUUCCAAUUGGCUUUCAACAGAAACUGAAAAAUUACUGUUAAAUUCGUAUAAAUCAAAUUUUAAGUUUUCGUUUCCAUAUCGAAAAGGCAUUUCAAUUUCCGUUUAUAUCAUUUGAUUGUUUAUAUAACCAAUACCGAGUGUUCUUUUAGUCAUGUCUUCUUUAUACAUUUACAGCCUUCCUAUUUUUUUAUACUUCACUUGUCAGAACAGCUUGCAGAACUUUUGUAGUUCUUUCGAGAUGCACUGCAAGAUCUAAAAAGUGCGCGAAACGGUGCUUUAGUCUUCCUCGGCCAUUUUGAAUUGAAAGAGCCAUGUGAUCUCAUCUCUGCCGACGUAACCUUAAACGUCAACAAAAUAGACAUGAAUAUGACCAUAGACACAAUGCUUGGAAUAUGAAUAUUAAUGUCAGUUCAGUUCGCUCAUUGUUGGCUCCUGUUAUUGGUAUUCGUCUCUUAAUGGUUGAAAAUCUUGAUAUGUAUUAUACAUAUAUAUCAAUACAUGACCAUGUACAUUUAAAUUGUCUUCAAAUGUGAGAGCGUAUUUUUUUUCAUAGCUGUGUUUUUUUUUCUAACAAAAAAGUUCAUUUAUUAAAACAAAUAUCAGAAUAACCGUGUUUUGUUGUAAUUUUGCUAUAUUCUAUUCUUUUUUUUUUCAUUAAUAAUAAUAUUUAUCCGUUUUGCUAUCAUGUUCUUUCAAUGUGGGAUUUAAUACUGUCAUACUGAGAUUUUAUUCUUAUAUGUGCACGGAUACAUGUCACAUGU
Molecule: messenger RNA, 2258 nt
Organism: Mercenaria mercenaria
Lineage: Eukaryota; Metazoa; Mollusca; Bivalvia; Venerida; Veneridae
Exons: 3
Coding region: 317-925 (202 amino acids)
Source: RefSeq, a predicted model, not a curated record